AUGGAGGUCCAGACAACAGGAUUGACACCGACACCAUCUGAUGCGACAUGGUCACCGGAAAGUGCGGACAUCGGAGCCUUUCCUGCUGUGCAUGGCUGGAAUACAGGAUUUGGAUUCCAAGGAGAUACUGAGUGGCGGAAUACAUCUCUAAGUCCAACGCCGCAACCGGUCUUUAACAAUCCAUUUGUUCAGCCCGAAGAGGAGGUCUGGAAUACGUUCACCAAUCUCGGUUCGCCUGAUUCAUCUGCCUCUGACACCUCGAGCCCGGGCGUUCUUCUACCGGGUUUCAUCCAGCCCCUUCCCAUGAUGAUGAAUCCUACGACGAUCGAAUAUCUUUACGUGAAUGGCGUGUUCAGUCUUCCGAGCCUCCAGUUGCAGAAUGCACUGCUGCAAUCAUUUGUCAACUGUGUCAUCCCCAACAUGCCGAUUAUCGAUUGGCCCGCUUUUAUCAGUGCUAUCUGCAACCGAGAUAGUGAUCACGGCUCCAUGAGUCUGCUCCUCUUCUAUGCCGUAAUGGUUUCGGCGACAACCUUCGUGGAUCUGGGUCAACUUCAGGAGGCGGGUUAUUCAAGUCGAAAAGAGGCCCAGGAAGCCUUCUAUACCAAAUCCAAGCUUCUAUACCAAUCGGAGUAUGAGCCCAACACUAUCACCGUGGUCCAGGCACUCCUCUUCAUGACAUACAGACUCGAAACAGCGGAUGGCGAUGACAGCCGUUACUGGUGCUCGAUUGCGACUUCGACAGCUCAGUCAAUCGGUCUCUUCCGAGAUAUCGCGGGAGUGAAAAACAUCCGACUCAACCCCAAGUUCUGGAAACGACUUGCUUGGACAUGCUACACGACCGACUGCCAGAUCGCGCUUAGACUCCGAUGUCGACCAACAAUCCAGAGCUCAAUCUUCUGCCACGAAAUGCUAACAGAAGAUGACUUCGAGCUCUAUAAUUUGUCUCCAGAAGUGCUGGUCCAAUCCCUCGGAUAUCCGUUAGCACACAGCAUCAAUAUCCAAAGAGAUCUAGCAACGAUGUCUAUCGCCAACGCACAAUUAUGUGUAUCGAUAAGCGAAGUCCUAGAUGUGCAAAGUAAGGGUCGUGCAAGACCAAACUCAUUCUCAUCACCAAUCGACAUGUCCGACCAUAACGCUAGAGUCUCAGCUGUUGAACUCAAACUAGCAGAAUGGGCAAGCACAUUUCCCUCCUCCAUUCAAACUUACUCCUUCGAAUCAACCAACAUCGACGAAGAAAACAUAAUCUCGCUACAGCGAAACCUCCUCCACAUGCAAUUCUACACUACCAUCGCCGUAUUCUACCAAUCCCAACCACUUCCCUCAUCAACAUUCUGCGUCCAAUACGCCGCACAGCAAAUCACUCAGAUUGCCUCUGAUCUAUACCAGAAGAAGCUUCAUCGUCGAUUACCGAUUAUCGGUGUAACAGCCAUCCUUGUCGCAUUAAUUAUCCACAUACCCGGAACGAAGAAAACAGACCCACAGGAAAGAGCCCAGGCGUUUCAAGCAUUCCAACUCGGGCUGGAGGUUAUUGCCGAGUUGCAAGAUGUUUAUCAGGAGGCGAAUCAAAUUACGACUUUGGCGUUUAAGAUGUUUGAAAACGGCCCCGAAGCUACGUUCUCUACACCUGUUAUUGAUAGUCCGCCGCAGCUUGAUUCGUGUUUCUCUAUGAAUGUGCCGCAGGUGAUGUGA
This is a messenger RNA of Penicillium odoratum, 1689 nucleotides long. Its product is annotated as fungal specific transcription factor domain-containing protein. The record is from RefSeq and is a predicted model, not a curated record. The transcript has 3 exons. The coding region runs from base 1 to 1689 and encodes 562 amino acids. Gene Ontology annotation, biological process: DNA-templated transcription. Lineage: Eukaryota; Fungi; Ascomycota; Eurotiomycetes; Eurotiales; Aspergillaceae. Gene Ontology annotation, molecular function: zinc ion binding; DNA binding.